Molecule: messenger RNA, 696 nt
Organism: Onychomys torridus (southern grasshopper mouse)
Lineage: Eukaryota; Metazoa; Chordata; Mammalia; Rodentia; Cricetidae
Gene: Mrfap1
Product: Morf4 family associated protein 1
Exons: 2
Coding region: 179-556 (125 amino acids)
Source: RefSeq, a predicted model, not a curated record
GCAAGGCGCCAGGGCUCUGGUUGACGGUUGGGACUCCAUUUUGUUCGCCGCUCGCCCGCUCGGCAGUCGCUAGCCUCCGUGGCGUCUCCUAGGCGGAAAGUUGUGCGGCGGCGGAAGUUUUGAGGACUCGGCCGGAGCUCGGUUCCUGAGUGCCCCGCGGACGAGCAGAGCGGCGGAGAUGCGGCCCCUGGACGCGGUGGAGCUGGCGGAGCCCGAGGAGGUGGAGGUGCUGGAGCCCGAGGAGGACUUCGAGCAGUUUCUGCUGCCGGUCAUCCACGAGAUGCGCGAGGACAUCGCGUCGCUGACGCGCGAGCGCGGGCGCGCGCCCGCGCGCAACCGGGGCAAGCUGUGGGAGAUGGACAAUAUGCUGAUCCAGAUCAAGACGCAGGUGGAGGCCUCCGAGGAGAGCGCGCUCAACCACCUGCAGGGCGCGGGAGGCGCCGAGCCCCGCGGGCCCCGGGCGGAGAAGGCCGAGGAGAAGGCGCAGGAGAUGGCGAAGAUGGCCGAGAUGCUGGUGCAGCUGGUGCGGCGGAUAGAGAAGAGCGAGUCGUCGUGAGCGGGGGCCGCGGUUUCCAGCCAAUGGAUUCUGGUCGAGUGAUGGCGAUUGGCUGACAUGACACCCCGGAGAAGCUGAAACCAGAGAGCCUUUUGUUUUCCCUUCUUUCUUUUCUUUUUUUUUUUUUUUUUCUUUCCCCU